AUGGAUGGAGAAGGAGGACCCUCCGGGCUGGCCAAAUCAGCCGCCGUCAAACUGUCCGAGAUGGGCGAAAGAACCAAGCAGUUAGGCACCGCGAUGAAGGAUCCUCACCAGCAGAGACGGAUCAUAUUGGUGAUUGUCUGCGUGGCUCUCCUGCUGGACAAUAUGCUCUACAUGGUAAUCGUGCCAAUUAUUCCAGACUAUCUUGCUGAUCUGGAGAGUGAGCAGUCAGAGCACGUCCACGUAGUGAUGCAUCCCAACACUUCAGCCAACAGCACAAGCCAAGACAAAAGCAACAAGGACAAUUUAGAUGUCCAGAUAGGAGUACUUUUUGCAUCCAAAGCCAUCCUCCAGCUCUUAGUGAACCCGCUGUCGGGAACUUUCAUAGACCGGGUUGGAUAUGACAUUCCACUUUUAAUUGGACUGACGGUCAUGUUCGUGUCCACCUGCAUCUUUGCUUUCGGGGAGAACUAUGCGACGCUCUUUGCCGCCAGAAGUUUGCAGGGUCUGGGCUCUGCUUUUGCGGACACCUCUGGAAUCGCGAUGAUAGCAGACAAAUACACGGAGGAGGCAGAGAGGAGCAGGGCGCUCGGCAUCGCCCUGGCCUUCAUCUCUUUCGGGAGUCUGGUGGCGCCUCCCUUCGGGGGCGUCCUGUACGAGUUUGCGGGUAAGCGGGUGCCCUUCAUCGUGCUCGCCUGCAUUUGCCUGGUGGACGGCUUAAUGCUGCUCACCGUGAUCAAGCCCUUCUCCAACAGGACUAGAGAGAACAUGCCGGUCGGUACCCCCAUAUACAGACUCAUGAUUGACCCCUACAUAGCUGUGGUGGCCGGGGCGCUCACGGUGUGCAACAUCCCCCUUGCCUUUCUAGAGCCCACCAUAGCCAACUGGAUGGAGACCACCAUGCACUCCUCUCAGUGGGAGAUGGGACUCACCUGGCUCCCAGCUUUCUUCCCUCAUGUCCUCGGCGUUUACAUAACAGUUAAACUGGCAGCACAACAUCCAAAUCUGCAGUGGUUCUACGGAGCUGUAGGUAUGGUUAUCAUAGGGGCCAGCUCCUGCACAGUCCCCGCAUGCAAAACUUUUGGGCAGCUCAUCGCCCCGUUGUGCGGCAUUUGUUUUGGCAUCGCACUGGUCGACACAGCUCUGCUGCCGACACUCGCGUUUUUAGUUGACGUGCGUCAUGUUUCCGUGUACGGUAGUGUUUAUGCUAUAGCUGAUAUUUCCUACUCUGUCGCGUAUGCUAUGGGUCCUAUAGUAGCCGGGCAGAUAGUGCACAAUCGCGGUUUUGUACAACUUAAUCUGGGUAUGGGUCUCGUCAAUGUGCUUUACGCACCAGCCCUGCUGCUGCUGCGCAACGUGUGCCAAAUGAAACCGUCCUACUCAGAGAGAGAUAACCUGUUAGAGGAGGCUCCGCAGGGGCUGUACGACACUAUCAAGAUGGAGGAGAGGAGAGCUAAAAAGAAGGGCUACAGUUCGGCAGGGAAUUGCCUGUCAGUAGAUGAAAACGGGUUCGACCCGUUCAGAGCACAGCGGUCCUUGUCAGAGGAGUCGUCCGGUCCCGAGUACACUUAGAGCGGUCACACUCUGAACCGACCACCCGAAACAUUCCCCUGGGGAGGCGUGUAAACGAGGCAGGCCGGUUAUAAUCUAGUGGUUUCAACUUUUAUGUAAGUACCGAUGUGCAAUAUAAACACCCAAUCACCAAAAUCAUGAUUGUGUGAUCCGUUCUCCAAAGUUGAUUUUUCUUUUUUCUUUUUGACUGUGGUUUCAUUGUGUCGAACAAGUCUAUGUAGCGUUUGUCAUGGACGUAUAACUGGAGUUUUGUGAGAGAUUAUCAGCUACUGUUGAAUUUGUGUGUAUUAAUGAAUAUUAUAUAUAUAAAAAAGAAGAUACAAAUAGAUAAAUGUGCGUACAAGAUUAUAUGGGACCAACUAUAAGCAGCACAUUUCCCCCCCUUACACAAAAUAGCCUAUAUUUUUAGUCUGAGGAAACUUUUUU
This is a messenger RNA of Stegastes partitus (bicolor damselfish), 1995 nucleotides long. RefSeq names its product probable vesicular acetylcholine transporter-B. Lineage: Eukaryota; Metazoa; Chordata; Actinopteri; Pomacentridae. The transcript has a single exon. The record is from RefSeq and is a predicted model, not a curated record. Gene Ontology annotation, biological process: chemical synaptic transmission; transmembrane transport; xenobiotic transport. Gene Ontology annotation, cellular component: AP-1 adaptor complex; AP-2 adaptor complex; membrane. Gene Ontology annotation, molecular function: xenobiotic transmembrane transporter activity; acetylcholine transmembrane transporter activity. Bases 1 to 1569 code for a protein of 522 amino acids.